UGCGGAACUCUCCUUUUUGUCCGCUGUUGUUGUUUUUGUCUCAGCCUCACCACCUGACCAAUUGCGCCAAACGGUCUCGAGGUCGCGUGUGCGUUAAACCCAUAGCCGUCGGUCACUCAAGCGUUGUAAAAGGAGCAUCUAGGGGACCUCGAAGGAUUCCGACAGCUCCACCGGCGUUCCGAAGUGUACCGCCUGGCCAAGCACCCAACCAUCGCCAUGUUCUUCAUCAGCGCCAUUGUGAAGAACAUUGCGCCCGUAUUCAUAGCAACAAGUCCAAUCACCAGCUAUGGCGACCAGAUCUACAGCAUGCACCGAGCCCGCAGCUCUGCCGGCUUCUCCCUCGACAUCCCGCUCAUCAUGCUCGUCGCCAGCAUCCUGAAAGUCUACUACUGGUUCGGCGCCCACUUCAGCACCUCGCUGCUCGUCCAGGCUCUCCUCAUGAUAUGCGUCCAUCUGCUCCUCCUCCAUGUCGCGCUUACGAACCGACCGCCGCCCUCGCACCUCCCCUUCCAACAUAAAGAUGUGUCGAACCGCCCAUACGACUUCUGGCAAUGGAGGGCGCCGAGACCCUAUUGGACAUUCAUCACCUACUUUACCGGCGUGUUGCUGGUGCUGCACUUGGUCAUGUCGUCGACAAGCAUUUUCGUCCCGUACACGGAUCUGCUGGGUAUGGUUGCGUUGACUAUUGAGGCUACGCUCCCGCUCCCGCAACUCCUGGCUAAUUACCAGAGACGCGGGUGCAAAGGCUUCAGACCCAGCGUUAUUGUCAACUGGGUUAUUGGUGAUACGUUCAAGAUGUGGUUCUUCUUUGCUAGUAGCAGUGGUGAAGUACCUUGGGCUUUCAAGGCAUGUGGUAUCUUCCAGGCAUGCUGUGAUCUGGGCCUCGCAGCGCAGUAUUUGAUUUGGGGUGACGGGCCUGUAGGUGUCGAGGGACUGGGAAGAGAGAAAGAGGUUCGAAGCCCAAUCCCACCUGAGGAUGGAUGGAAUGCUGAGAAGCUGGGACAGGCAGGUGUGACAGGAGGUAUUGAGAUGAGCGAUGGACAGGCUUGGGAGAGACCGAGGGCUGCGUAGGCUCCGAUGAAGAUAGAUGAAGCUACCAUGUAAGACAUGCUUAUAUACAGAUAUCAGGUAUGUCGAAAUAAUAUUAUUAUCGCGCAUAUCCAGAUAACGCGACUGCUUGAGGACUGCCUGAGCAUCACAAGGCGGAUCCACGCAAAUACCAUAUCAACCGCCACAUGAUCUCUUCAUUUGACCCAAUGCAGUGUAUACAGUUCACACUACAUAGUUCGUUCCCAGAGUACGCCUCAUCCCUUCUUAUCACCUGCUGUGGACAAAAUUCAGAU
Messenger RNA from Alternaria alternata, 1343 nucleotides. Its product is annotated as PQ loop repeat protein. NCBI's taxonomy places the organism in Eukaryota, Fungi, Ascomycota, Dothideomycetes, Pleosporales, Pleosporaceae. The transcript has 2 exons. The record is from RefSeq and is a predicted model, not a curated record. Gene Ontology annotation, cellular component: endosome; trans-Golgi network. Gene Ontology annotation, biological process: retrograde transport, endosome to Golgi; phospholipid translocation. The coding region runs from base 217 to 1071 and encodes 284 amino acids.